Molecule: messenger RNA, 588 nt
Organism: Spodoptera littoralis (African cotton leafworm)
Lineage: Eukaryota; Metazoa; Arthropoda; Insecta; Lepidoptera; Noctuidae
Source: the annotation of a GenBank genome assembly
AUGACCUCGACUGUUAUAAAGUAUGUCGGAAGAACAACCGAUUUUAAAGGAAAGACUCUUUGGGAAAUCGUUGGGAGUUUGAAAAAUCAAGGUGUUGGGAGAAUCAUUGUGCGAUCAGUUUUCGAAAGAUACCCAGAGCCUAGUUUUAUGAAGAUUGUUAAAGUUGAAACUUGUCCUGAUGAGGAACGACGUAGAGUUAGAAUAUGGGUUGAGAAAACAUUUAGAGGUCGCAAAAUGCCGAAUUUGACAGAAAUAUAUCGUACAUCUUACAAGCCUGAUUACAAACUUAUCCCUAAGAAUGAGGAGGCCAAACUGCUGGCCAGUGUUAAGGAAGUGCACGACUACCCUGAGGUGAUUCUACCAAGAAAUAUUGAGAUGCCGCCACUAAUGAAGAAAUUUAUUAUCAAGGAUCAUGAAAAGAAAGGACUGGAGGUGAUGACAGACUUUACAAUGCCAAUAGCCUACAACUACAGUCCGAACAGAGUCAAGAGAAUAGCUAAACCUGAUGAAAAGCCAACUGUACAAUUUUCUAUGGGCCUUGGUACACCUGCCAGUCCUUCACUCUAUGAGGGAGUGCCACUAAGUUAA